Oryzias melastigma (Indian medaka) is the source of this 3269-nucleotide messenger RNA. RefSeq names its product lon peptidase 1, mitochondrial (gene lonp1). Gene Ontology annotation, molecular function: ATP hydrolysis activity; ATP binding; single-stranded DNA binding. The transcript is spliced from 21 exons. Gene Ontology annotation, cellular component: mitochondrial matrix. The coding region runs from base 66 to 2957 and encodes 963 amino acids. The record is from RefSeq and is a predicted model, not a curated record. Gene Ontology annotation, biological process: protein quality control for misfolded or incompletely synthesized proteins; mitochondrion organization; protein catabolic process. NCBI's taxonomy places the organism in Eukaryota, Metazoa, Chordata, Actinopteri, Beloniformes, Adrianichthyidae.
UUUGCUAGAAGCUCCUCUGCCAGUUACGUCAUCAAGCGUUGACGGAAGCGCUAGUCACGUGUCAGAUGUCCUCCAGCAUGAGGAUGUGGGGUUCUGCUCUGCGGUUUCGCUGCGCGGUUCUGCUCCUCAGACCCGUCACCCCUCAGACCCGCACGGCCGCCCUGGGUCGGGUCCCGCUGGGCUCCGGAACCCGCCAUUGGCUGCGGGUGACGGGCGGCCCCCUCCCCAAGUAUACCCACCACCUGUCGGUCUGCUCGCCCUUCACCUCGCCGGUUCGGAGGUUCGGGAACCGGGCGAGUGGAGCGGGCUUCUCCGGGGAGGAUGGCGGGGACGAGGCGGGCUCUGGGGCGGAGGAGUCGGGGGGAGACGGGGCGUCAGGGUACGGUGGGCCGCAGAUGACCGCCCUGACCCCCAUGAUGGUCCCGGAGGUGUUCCCCAACGUGCCGCUGAUCGCAGUGAGCAGGAACCCGGUCUUCCCGCGCUUCAUCAAGAUCAUUGAGGUGAAGAACAAAGAUCUGAUGGAGCUGCUGAGGAGGAAGGUCCGUCUGGCUCAGCCUUACGCCGGAGUCUUCAUGAAGAGAGACGACAGCAACGAGUCAGAUGUGGUCGAGUCUUUAGAUGCCAUCUACUCAACCGGGACGUUUGUUCAGAUCCACGAGAUGCAGGACCUGGGAGACAAGCUCAGGAUGAUCGUCAUGGGUCACCGCAGAAUCCGGAUCAAUAAACAGCUGGAUGCAGACCCAGAGGAGGUGCCCCCGGAGUGGUCCGAGUCUGAACAGGAACCCCGACCCAAGCCUGCAAUUAGACCCAAAUCCAGCCGCAGGGAGCGGAUGGAGGAAAAGAUUUCAGGUGCUGACCUGACUCCGGAGCUGCAGCCGCUGCCGUCCUCCAACAUCCUGAUGGUGGAAGUGGACAACGUUCAGCACGAGCAGUUCACCGUCACAGAGGAGGUCAAGGCGCUGACCGCAGAGAUUGUGAAGACCAUCAGGGACAUCAUUGCUCUGAACCCCCUCUACAGGGAGUCAGUCCUGCAGAUGAUGCAGGCGGGGCAGAGAGUGGUGGAUAACCCCAUCUACCUGAGCGACAUGGGCGCAGCUCUGACCGGGGCGGAGUCGCACGAGCUGCAGGACGUCCUGGAGGAAACGAACAUCCCCAAGCGUCUCUACAAGGCCCUGUCCCUGCUGAAGAAGGAGUACGAGCUCAGCAAGCUGCAGCAGCGUCUGGGCCGAGAGGUGGAGGAGAAGAUCAAACAGACACACAGGAAAUAUCUGCUGCAGGAGCAGCUGAAGAUCAUCAAGAAGGAGCUUGGUUUGGAGAAGGACGACAAAGAAGCCAUCGAGGAGAAGUUCAGGGAGAGGCUGAAGGACCGCAGCGUUCCUCAGAACAUCCUGGAGGUCAUCAACGAGGAGCUCACCAAGCUGGCUCUCCUGGACAACCACUCCUCUGAGUUCAACGUGACCCGCAAUUACCUGGACUGGCUCACGAGCAUGCCCUGGGGAACCAACAGUGAGGAGAACCUGGCACUGGACCGGGCCAAAGAGGUUCUGGAGGAGGACCACUAUGGAAUGGACGAUGUCAAAAAACGCAUUCUGGAGUUCAUCGCCGUCAGUCAGCUGAGGGGUUCCACCCAGGGAAAGAUCUUGUGCUUCUACGGCCCCCCCGGCGUGGGAAAGACCUCCAUCGCUCGCUCCAUCGCCAGAGCUCUGAACCGACAGUACUUCCGGUUCAGCGUGGGGGGGAUGACAGACGUGGCUGAGAUCAAAGGGCACAGGAGGACGUAUGUGGGCGCCAUGCCGGGCAAGAUCAUCCAAUGUCUGAAGAAGACCAAGACAGAGAACCCUUUGGUUCUGAUAGACGAGGUGGAUAAGAUUGGCCGUGGUUACCAGGGUGACCCUUCCUCGGCAUUGCUGGAACUUCUAGAUCCAGAGCAGAACGCCAACUUCCUGGACCACUACCUGGACGUCCCAGUGGACCUGUCAAAGGUUCUGUUCAUCUGCACAGCCAAUGUGACCGACACCAUCCCAGAACCCCUCAGAGAUCGAAUGGAGAUGAUCAACGUGUCGGGAUAUGUGGCGCAGGAAAAGCUAGCUAUCGCUGAGCGGUACCUGGUGCCUCAGCUGCGUUCGCUCUGCGGCCUGACUCAGGAGAAGGCUUCCAUCUCGCCCGAGGCCCUGAGCCUGCUCAUCAGGCAGUACUGCAGGGAGUCCGGGGUCAGAAACCUGCAGAAGCAGGUGGAGAAGGUCUUCCGCAAAGUGGCGUUCAGCAUCGUGAGUGGACAGCAGAGCGCUGUCACCGUGACUCCAGACAACCUCCAGGAGUUUGUGGGGAAACCUCUGUUCACGGUGGACCGGAUGUACGACGUCACUCCUCCAGGAGUGGUCAUGGGUCUGGCCUGGACGGCUCUUGGAGGAUCCACUCUGUUCAUUGAGACGUGUCUACGGCGGCCUGCAGCAGGGGGUGGAGCUAAAGAAGAAGGCUCCCUGGAGGUUACAGGUCAGCUCGGUGACGUCAUGAAGGAAAGCGCCAAGAUCGCAUGGACCUUCUCCAGGUCUUUCCUCAUGAAGGAGGAGCCUGACAACAAAUUCUUGCUCAACUCCCACCUGCACCUGCAUGUCCCUGAGGGAGCCACGCCGAAGGACGGCCCGAGUGCUGGCUGCACCAUCGUCACCGCGCUGCUGUCCCUGGCGACUAACCGGUCUGUGCGUCAGAACGUGGCCAUGACGGGGGAGGUGUCGCUGACUGGGAAGAUCCUACCAGUGGGGGGCAUCAAAGAGAAGACCAUUGCAGCCCGGCGGGCUGGAGUGACCUGCAUCAUUCUACCAGCUGAGAACAGGAAGGACUUCUCAGACCUGCCAGACUACAUCUCUGAAGGCCUGGAGGUCCACUUUGUUGAUCACUACAGCCAGAUCUACCCCAUUGUGUUCACAUCGGACCCGUCGGGUCCUGCCGUCAACUAGAACUCAGCCAAGACUAGGUUCCUGGUUCUUCAGUUUCAGCACCGCUCUCGGUUCUGUUCCGUCUCUGGAUUCUGAAGUCCUGCAGCGGAGACCGGAAACUUCUCAGGUCCAUAGAAACAUUCCCACUUCAGACUCCAGGGGGAGCUGGCGGAGGCUCAGGGCCGGGCCGAGACCAGAGCGGAGCAUCUGCGGACUCUUGAUGUGAGCGCACGUGUGAGGAGGAGGAUUGGAGUGAUCUUCAUCCUGAAGCAGCUCUGAGUCUGAAAUGUUUGUAAUUUUAUGCAAAAAUUAUUAAAAACAGAAGUUUUACCA